UUUUUAUAUAUAAUUUGCGAAUUAUUAAGCAGUUAUUCGAUUUGUACUAAUUAAGGCCGAGCACAUUCGCCCCUACUACGAAGUUACUGUAUCGAUUACUAAAAUACCACAGCAACAAGCAAAUGUGAAUUCAUGUAGCGAAAAAAAUAUAUACUAUUCGGAUAUAUUUUGCGUUUAGACAGUUUGCCGAUAGACAUUGCAUGGAAAUAAUAUAGUUGAGAAAUAUGUUUUUAAAAAAAGAUUAAUAUAUGGCCCAUAGCUUUUUUGUACAGAUAGUGUGUUGAUAAAUAUUGUUUUGUAAGGCGCGUUAUUUUGACUGCACCAAGUCUCAAAAGUGAGGUUAUACUCAUUAAUUCAGUGAAUUCAACAUAACUUCGCUUAUGAAGAUGAGCCAGGAGGCUAAAAAAACAAAGUUAUAUUCUUCGAGAGUUGUCUAUGUUUGUGACCUACUGCUUUUUAAAGAGUGUGACAAAAUUCCUAACAUCUGUGGAAGGGCCAUUCUAGUUCAUAACCUCAUAAGAGCGUAUGACUUGUUGUCACAUAUGCAUCUCAUCCCUUCGGAGCCUGCCUCUGAGGACAUUUUGCUGUCUUUCCAUUCCAGGAACUACAUUGAAUUUCUUCAGAAGGUAGAGGAAAGUAGUGACUUGGAAAACCACGAAGAAGAUUUACUUGAAUUUGGGUUAGCGUACGACUGUCCUCUUGUUGAAGGAAUCUACAAAUUUGUUCAGUCAAUAGCAGGUGCUUCAAUAACCUGUGCACAAGUCCUUGUGGAUGGUUUGGCUCGAAUAGCUAUCAACUGGUGCGGGGGCUGGCACCAUGCACAGAGGGAUGAGGCAGAGGGAUUCUGUUAUGUCAAUGAUAUAGUCCUUGCCAUUCACAAACUGAGAGAGAAGUUCAGCCGCAUCCUGUACAUUGACUUUGAUCUUCACCACGGGAAUGGAGUGGAAAAUGCGUUUUCCUUCUCACCACAUGUUAUGACACUCUCGCUGCACAAAUAUGAGCCAGGUUUCUACCCUGGCUCUGGGGGGCUGUCAGAUGUGGGAUUGGGUCAGGGUCGGUAUUACACAGUAAAUGUGCCUCUCAAGGAAGGUGUCAGGGAUGACAAUUACUUCACUAUUUUUCAAAGUAUAGCCAACAAGGUUUGGUCAACAUUUUGUCCUAACGCCGUGGUGGUCCAGUGUGGAGCAGACUGCAUCAAUGGAGACCCCGCGUGUGGCUUCAACCUCACACCUCGUGGCAUCGGUCGAUGCAUCGAGAAUGUUUUGGCAUGGAAUGUGCCAACCCUAUUUUUAGGUGGAGGGGGCUACAACCUGCCGAACACAGCUCGCUGCUGGACGUACCUCACUUCAAUCAUACUUGGUCUCCAGAUCACUUCGUCCAUUCCAGAUAGUAAUUUGGACUUCAUGUGCUACAGCCCUGAUUUUGAGCUGGACAUCGUUCGUGGCAACCGAUCAGAUCUUAAUACUGCCGAGGACAUGAAACACCUCACAGAAACCAUAUGCAAAACUGAUAUGUCUUGGUGCUGAAUGAAGCAGCUGACAACCCUAACCUAUACACCAUCAAUAAUCUGUUCAGAGAUGAAACUACUAUAAUUGAGGUUGUUUCACCUUUUUCUUGAGGAUGUGUUGACAGUGGCAAGAUUCAUUUAGAGCAGGGGUGGCCAACCCAAAUGAUCUUUCGGGCCACUUUGGAAAUGCAUCAUAACUCCGCGGGCCACAUAUAAAAUUAUAUAUCCCCACAAAUAAUGUAUUUUUUUAAUACAUUGGUUUUCACUACUUUGGCCAUUAUAAAAUAAAUAUAUUUUGUAAAAGUGUGAUGAAUCUCGCGGGCCGGAAAAAUGUUCAAGGCGGGCCACAUGCGGCCCGCGGGCUGGCCACCCCUGAUUUAGAGUAACAUUUAGAAUCCAUUAUUAAAUACUACUAAAAAGGGUAUAAAGUUCAAAUGUAAAUGUAUCCGCAUUCGUGAAGAUUGGUGUAAAAUUAUUCAACAUAUGGGAGAUAUCAGUGGACAUACAGGACAUUGUAAAGUUACAUAUGCAGCAAGGUACAAUGAAAUUAUUUUGUUGCGCAGACAGUGUGUAAUGUCUUAGGUAUAAACUGAGUUUUAAAGUGAAAAGAAAUAAUAUUUACCUUGUGUAGGUAUGAAUAUGGCAUUAUUAUCCAGACUCUGUCAGUCUGUCGAAUAUUUACUGAGACACACCUAACUGACAUAUUUUCUCUUUCACUAACAGUAAAAGGACUAAUUAUCCACUGCAUCUAAAAUUGUUUUACUCAGUCUCGUACCGUUUUGCAUCUCACAUGAUCAAACCAGAUAACGUUAAAUUGGUGGAAGAUGUAGCAUGCUUGGGGAUCAGUGAGAAAUACACAUUAACGCACAGAAUUUCAGUAAGAAAACUGAAGAGAUAUUACUUGAGAGACCUAGUCAUAAAUGGGAGGUUUAUAUUAAAAUGGGUAUUAAAGGUAGUGAAUAUUGUAGUUUGGAAUGAACUCAGUUGGUUCCUUAUCGGAUUGCAUGUCAGGAUCUUGUGAAGAUAGGCGUCACCCUUCAAGAUUCAUAAAAGGGACCAUUUAUUCUACUUUAUUAGAAGGACUUCAUAUUUGUUAUGAUAAGUUAGUAUUAUUACCUUGCAACAAGGUGCUUAUAUUAGAAACAACGCUAACUCUGUCAAUUCUCCAUCUGUUACAGAAAACCUUGAUAAUAUUGCAGAAGGACACAAGUAACAUGAAAAUAACUAAGAUCAGAACUGUAGUUGCUGCAAUCAGUGACGUGUUCACGUUGACUAAUGCUGGGUCAUCUUAAAGUUUAGAGUGGAGACUAGUAAACAUUAAAAUUAUCAAAUUUUUUAUCUUAAUGGCAUCAUAGCCUGUUCUAAAUAAAUUAUUGCCAUUCAAGUUAGUGAGAAGUGUACUGUUUAAUCAUAGCUGUUGAUGCUAUUAUAUCAGGUUCAUAAUUAAUCAUACUCAAAUUCACAUGAGCAACUUUGCUUUCAUCAAUAAGUCUGUUUCCAAAAUCAAAUUUUGUAUUAUUCAUCGCAUAAAAUAAAUUUCAGAAAUAUAAAUAAA
Messenger RNA from Zootermopsis nevadensis, 3062 nucleotides. Its product is annotated as histone deacetylase 8. NCBI's taxonomy places the organism in Eukaryota, Metazoa, Arthropoda, Insecta, Blattodea, Termopsidae. Gene Ontology annotation, biological process: heterochromatin formation. Gene Ontology annotation, molecular function: histone deacetylase activity. The record is from RefSeq and is a predicted model, not a curated record.